UCCGUGCAGUUUACCCCCUCAUCGAUACGUGCAACUGAUACUACCCGGGAAAACUCGACCUCACACGGCGGUCGUCUUGGCUGUGUGUGCGCGCUACAAACUUUUUCCUCGCAUGCUCCUCGGCUCUCUCUGCGCCUGGCACGGACCACGGAAAAAAAAGUUUCGCUUGUGCGGGAUAAAAGGACGCCCAGGACCUGCCAAGGAAUUACUUUAUACACCGACGAGCGAUACCGAGCCUGAAUUGCCAGCAAGAGGCACCCAUUCUAAGUAUAAAGGACGGACCCAAUCGGCACCAUACUCCCCAUACCAUUCCCCCCCGCUCUUUUCUCUCCACCCCUUCCCCCCGGCCCACUGAGCUCACCGCUCACCCCUCCUCCUCCUCAACCAACACCCCCGGUCAAGAUGGACCUUCAUCACCGAGCCGCUUUCAAGAUGGAGAGCUCAUCGUACCUCCCUGGCCCAUUGGCGUCUCCAGCUCUCAUGGUGCUGGCGUCAACAGCCGACGCCAGUAGGGAUGCCUCGGCCCCUUGUCAGCAGCCGCGGCCGUUUGGCGCACCCGUGUCCGUCUCUGACAAAGACGUGCACCUACCCUUCGCCAACGGCUCCUACGCCUUCGCCUCUGUCUACCACCGACAGCCUGGCUUUGGUGGCCGUGACUUUGCGCCAUCUCUCCUGCACCUGCACCACCAGUUUGCACCACCUGGCCUAGACUGUCCACCAUCCAUCAGUGUGCUUAACCAUGGUGCUGUUGGAGCCUUCCGGCCCUUCGCAUCACCACCAGAAGAACGUGAUGCAGCCUCAGGGGCCUACCAAUCAGCUUUCACUCCAGCAAAGCGCCUCAAGGGCUGCCUGGAGGCAGAAGCAUCUCCACACCUGCGCUACUCAGACGCUGAGGGUAAAGAGUAUGACUACGGUGGUGCCCACGUGCCCUCAGGCUCACCCGGUGCCCUUAAGGCCGUGGAGGAUGCCGGAAAGAAAAUCUUCGCCGUCUCUGGCCUGCUGUCUGACCGUGAGGCCUCGUCCAGCCCAGAGGACCGCACUGAGCGCUGCAAGAAGAAGGUGUCUCUGUAUGACAGCCAGGCUCCCAUCUGCCCUAUCUGCCAGGUCCUUCUGCGUCCCGGAGAGCUGCAGGAGCACAUGGAGCAGGAGAUGGAAAGGCUCACCCAUUUGCACAUCAGUAAGAACCCGUCACCGAAGGAUCUCAGCACAGCGCCUGGCACGCCCAAGUCUCUCCUGUUGUCAGUGCACAUCAAGCGUGAGGGAGAGUCUCCAGUAAUCUCACCGCUGUCCUCUGACGACCCGCACCAUUCUGACAGAUACCAGACCUUUUUGCGAGUGCGAGCAAACAGACAAACACGACUGAAUGUCGGUGACCUCUGCUGGCGCAGGCGUUACGGCAAGGAUGUGCCCCGAGAUGUGCCCCUAGCUCCCUACUGCCUACACGACGCUCGGAUCGGCAAGCUGAAGCGACGGAAGCCAGAGGAUGGACAGGUAUGUCCGCUGUGCAGCGCUCCGCUGGAAGGAACAGUUGAGGAAAUGAAUAAGCAUGUGGAAGAGUGUCUGUUAAAGAGGGAAGGCGGCAUAGAGGACGACCAGGCAGAUAUGGAAGGCGAGAACGGCACUCGCUUCGAAGAGUACGAGUGGUGCGGCCAGAAGAGGAUCCGAGCGACCUCUCUGCUGGAGGGAGGCUUCAGAGGAACAGGCUUUGCCAUGUGCAGCGCAAAAGAGAGCCACGACAGCGACGCCGACCUGGACGUGGACGGAGACGACACCCUGGAGUACGGCAAAGCACAAUACACUGAAGCAGAUAUCAUUCCUUGUUCCGGAGAGGACCAAGGGGAGACCAAAGAACGUGAGGCACUCCGCGGCGCCGUCUUAAACGGAGGCAUGCCGUCCAACAGGAUAACGCCGGAGUUCUCCAAGUGGGCUAGCGAUGUUCACUCAUUACGUGGAGGUGUGUGUGUGUCUGCAGAAAUGCCGUCCACCAGCAACGGUGAGAGCAGCAAGCAGGAGGCCAGCUCUGCAUCGACAUCCACCGUGCCCAGGACCUGCAAAAACAGUGAGAUUGAGAAAAUCACAGAGGAUUCCACAGGCACCACACUGGAAGCUCUGAAGGCUCGCAUCCGAGAACUGGAGAAGCAGAUCCUUAGAGGAGACAGAUACAAGUGUCUGAUCUGCAUGGACUCCUACACAGCGCCCCUCACCUCCAUCCAGUGUUGGCAUGUCCACUGUGAAGAAUGCUGGCUUAGGACUCUGGGAAAUAAGAAACUGUGUCCACAGUGCAACACCAUCACAUCACCAGGAGACCUCCGACGUGUGUACUUGUGAACAAGUCAGCAUCAGCGUCCAGAUUCUUCCCCCAUUUUCCUUUUUUUGUCUAUUCUGUUCCGGUGGAUUACAGUUUCCUCUUCCAGACUGAGAGUCGUGUGCCGAUAUUAACAAGGAGCGUCUGAUGUAGCAGCAAACUGCACAGGGACUUGUAAGGACUAUGUAUAGACUCAGUAUUUCCCUGUGAGUGAGACGCGCCUCCCACUUCUUGCCCAGCCUCUGACUCUGCCCCCUUGUGGUGCUCCAUGUUACGGUGCAAGUCCAUAACGCUGCUGCCCACUUCCCCGCUUCGCUUUGACACACACCCACCAUCUGCUACGAUGGAGUGUGUGUUUGUGUGUCUGUGUGUGCAUGUUGGUGGGAUCCCUCUCAGCAAGGCCUACGAGAUAGUCUUCAGCUGGGAGCUUCAGCCCUUCAUCCCGACAGGGAAAAAAAAGAAAAAACACAGAAAAAAAAUAAUAAAGAAACUGCUGAUAGUUUAGCCUUCACCCUUCUGUCCCUUUCAUCCUUUUCUUCAAACUGUCAUUGUGUUUUUUCUCCCACCUUGCCAAUAACCCCCCCACCGAUUUUCACUUCUUUUGUGGUGUUCUAGUGACGUCAACCAAAUUCAAUGAAUCAGUGCAAGCACAUGUAUUAUAGUCUUGUAUGUUUACGGUGUUGUGAGUAAAUGACCUAGAGAACACACUUGUAUACACAUGCAUAACAUGCACACACACUCAAAAAAAUGACACACAAGUAUAUAUCGCAGUUUUAGUUGGGGCCGGGGGUCGGGUGGGUGGGUGAGGGAGGGGCUGAUGUUUCAAUCUUUGUGGAAAAAGAAAUCCCUCUGUAUUUUUAAACAGAUGUUGUUGUCUUGAGGUUGAAGUUGUAUUUCAUUGUACAGGAAGAAAUUUAAUAAUAUUAAUAAUGAAGUACUCAAACUAGGCUUUAAAGGUUUAGGCUGUACAUUUUUUUUUCAACUCUGAUAUACGGUAUAUACUGUAGAUUCAAGUUUAAAGUAAGCGAGCUCAUCGUUUUUUGUUUGUUUGUUUUUGUUUUUCCCUUUUUUUUAUAUCAGAAAGACUGAUUAAAUUUUAAACUGUUAAGCACCCUGAUGAUCCUUUCAAGUGACAACAGAAAUCAGUUUUCUGCAAGCAGAUGCCUAAGAAAGGUGUGAUUCUGUUCAUCCUUGCUAAGAUGGGUUAUAAAACAAAACAAAAACACAAAAAAAAGCUUCGCAUCCCCUUGUUUUCGGGAUAUGUUCAGAUCAUACAGCCUCAUUGUGGAAGACAACAAUGCUUUUCCUUUCUUCCUACAAGAAGGAACGGAUUGGAUUGGAUGAUUGGCAGAUGGCCUGAUCCCUCCGCUCUCUCCAGGAGUGACAUGGUGUACUUUUGUAUUUGUACAACUAUAUAUAUUGUGAUUUUUCUUUUCUGUAUUGAUGUAAACAAGGGGGAAAAGGUUUCAAGAAAAGAAAGCAAAGUGCUGAUCCCAGUCCCACAAUAAAUGGUCAAAUGUUGCAUUUCUUUUUUUUUUUUAUUUUUCUCUUUUUUUUUCCCCCCUUUCCUUUUUAUUUUUUCCUCAUAUUAUUUGCACCGUUAGUGAGAUUUAUGGCUGUCUCAAUUCUGUAAAUAAACCACUUUUCAAUUUUUCAACA
This is a messenger RNA of Tachysurus vachellii, 3964 nucleotides long. It is a transcript of the gene rnf220a, whose product is annotated as ring finger protein 220a. The coding region runs from base 403 to 2328 and encodes 641 amino acids. NCBI's taxonomy places the organism in Eukaryota, Metazoa, Chordata, Actinopteri, Siluriformes, Bagridae. The record is from RefSeq and is a predicted model, not a curated record. Gene Ontology annotation, biological process: protein ubiquitination. Gene Ontology annotation, molecular function: ubiquitin protein ligase activity; metal ion binding. The transcript is spliced from 16 exons.